CGCAUUAACCCGUAACAUCAGAUCCAAUCAUGUUCGCAGCAGCAGCAUCGGCAGCUAAGGCCCCCGCGGCCCAGGUCGCGCGUGGGUUCACCUCCAGCGCUUCCCGCAUGUCUGGCCGCAAGUUCUUCGUCGGCGGGAACUGGAAGUGCAACGGAUCCGUCUCGAAGGUUGACGAGCUCGUGGGCGUGCUCAACGCCUCCAACAUCACUUCCAACACGGAGGUGGUUGUGGCCCCUCCCUCCGUCUACCUCCACGGCGUCUCUCAGAAGCUCCGCGGUGACGUCAAGGUGUCCGCGCAAGACUGCUGGACCGGCGGCAAUGGCGCCUACACGGGGGAGACCUCUGCCGACAUGCUCAAGGACAUGGGCGUCGGAUGGUGCAUCAUCGGACACUCGGAGCGAAGGCAGAAGGGCGAGACGAACGAGGAGUGUGCCGUGAAGGCUGCCUACGCUCAGGAGCACGGCCUCUCCGUGAUGGGGUGCAUCGGAGAGAGCAAGGAGGAGAGGGAGUCGGGGUCGACGAUGGACGUUGUGAUCGGGCAGCUGAAGGCGUACGCCGCCUCAGUGAAGGACUGGGACAAGUUCGUCAUCGCCUACGAGCCCGUCUGGGCCAUCGGCACCGGCCUCACCGCCUCGCCCGAGCAAGCUCAGGAGGUGCACGAGGGGCUCCGCAAGUGGGUCGCCGAGAACGUCUCCGCCUCUGUGGCUGACAAGGUGCGAAUCAUCUACGGCGGCAGCGUGAACGCUGGAUCCGCACCCACCCUCGGGUCCAAGCCCGACAUCGACGGCUUCCUCGUCGGUGGAGCUAGCCUCAAGCCUGAGUUCGUGGAGAUCGUGAACGCUAAGGACGGCUCGAAGUCGGUGGGCCCGGUGUCCGUCGGCAUCAACGGCUUCGGCCGCAUCGGCCGUCUGGUCCUCCGCGCCUCCCUCAAGAACCCCAUGGUGAACGUUGUCUCCAUCAACGACCCCUUCAUCGACACCACCUACAUGGAGUACAUGUUCAAGUACGACACGGUGCACGGCGUGUACGACGGAGAGGUGACCCACGACGGGGAGCACCUUAUCGUAGACGGCACCAAGAUCAAGGUGUUCGGCGAGAUGGACCCCGCUAACAUCAAGUGGGGCGACGCGGGCGCGGACUACGUCGUGGAGUCCACUGGCGCCUUCACCGGCAUCGACACCGCCGGAAAGCACAUGUCGGGCGGCGCGAAGAAGGUGGUCAUCUCGGCACCCUCGGGCGACGCCCCGAUGUUCGUGAUGGGCGUCAACCACGAGAAGUACACUCCGGACAUGACCGUCGUGUCCAACGCCUCGUGCACCACCAACUGUCUCGCUCCCGUCGCCAAGGUGAUCAACGACACCUUCGGGCUGAAGGAGGGUCUCAUGACCACCGUUCACGCCGUAACCGCCACCCAGAAGACCGUAGACGGACCGUCCAAGAAGGACUGGCGCGGCGGCCGCGGUGCCGGGUUCAACAUCAUCCCUUCCUCCACCGGUGCCGCCAAGGCUGUCGGCAAGGUCAUCCCCGAGCUUAACGGUAAGCUGACCGGUAUGAGCUUCCGAGUACCCACCGCCGAUGUGUCGGUCGUCGACCUUACGUGCCGCCUGGACAAGGCCGCGAGCUACGACGACAUCAAGGGCGCCAUUAGGGAGGCAUCCGAGGGUUCGAUGGCGGGUGUGCUCGGCUACACGGAAGAACAGGUGGUGUCGUCGGACUUCCUGUCCAACCCCUACAGCUCCGUCUUCGACGCUGGCGCGGGAAUCGCUCUCAGCGACGACUUCGUCAAGGUGGUUUCGUGGUACGACAACGAAAUGGGUUACUCCACCCGCGUCGUAGAUUUGAUCGCUCACAUGGCCAAGGAGGACUCGUAAGCUUUCCUCAGGGAGUGAAGGAAGCCGAGGCGUCUGUUCAUCAUGCCCCUUUAGUUUUGGUAACUGUUGUGGCGGUACUCUUUACUGUUGCCACGCAGACGUUUUGGAUAAUAUACUUUUUUUCUUGGCACAGGUACAAUACGAAGAGCCGCGUUGCUGACGUGCUCAACAUUUUCAGCGA
Ectocarpus siliculosus is the source of this 2052-nucleotide messenger RNA. The record is from the annotation of a GenBank genome assembly. NCBI's taxonomy places the organism in Eukaryota, Phaeophyceae, Ectocarpales, Ectocarpaceae.